CGAAGCUGCAGAUGAAAAUGGUGUGCUGUACUCUCCGCGGCAGAGAACCACAGAAGCAAUGGAAGGUGGUGACGUCCAAGAAGAAGAACUAGAUGAAGAACAAAUCGCUGGUACCUUGGCACGGCUUUCGAUUUCAUCUGCACCGACGAGUGAUAAUUUCAACACUGGGCCUCGGCCUCCGCCAGCAGCUCGUGCCGACAGUCUUUUGGCCGAGGACGGCGAUGGGCCAGGGCGCCUUUUUCUCGGCAGGAACUCCGUGUGGCAACCGCACGUUCAGGCAGCCGCCGACUUUCGUGGUGGACAUUCCAGGGGUGCUUUGAUUGACCCGGCCGCGAGGGACGGACAACAGCACCAACGCGC
Molecule: messenger RNA, 360 nt
Organism: Amoebophrya sp. A120
Lineage: Eukaryota; Dinophyceae; Syndiniales; Amoebophryaceae
Source: the annotation of a GenBank genome assembly